This is a messenger RNA of Xyrauchen texanus (razorback sucker), 5087 nucleotides long. RefSeq names its product bradykinin receptor B2 (gene bdkrb2). Gene Ontology annotation, molecular function: bradykinin receptor activity. Lineage: Eukaryota; Metazoa; Chordata; Actinopteri; Cypriniformes; Catostomidae. Gene Ontology annotation, cellular component: membrane. The record is from RefSeq and is a predicted model, not a curated record. The coding region runs from base 106 to 1167 and encodes 353 amino acids. The transcript has 2 exons. Gene Ontology annotation, biological process: vasoconstriction; immune response; G protein-coupled receptor signaling pathway.
GUUUAAGACACAAGCCGUACUGAGCACUUACUAAAUCACAUCUGGAGGAGAGACAACGCAGAUUUGGUUUUUUGAAGUCCACAGUAAGAGAGAUAUUAGGAGAAUAUGGAGCAAGGCAUUCAAGUAACGACAUCAUCAGGAUUUCUUACGACCGUCUCCAGCAACAACCUCACCAACAACACAGAGUGUCCCCAUUAUGAAAUAUGGGACUGGUUGUACAUUAUGCAGCCAUCUUAUAUGAUUGUCAUAUGUGUUUUGGGAAUCAUCGGAAAUGUCUUUGUCCUGCUGGUGUUCGGGCUCCACAAGAAAGAGUGCACGGUGGCUGAAAUCUACCUGGGAAAUCUGGCAGCCGCUGACCUCUUAUUGGUCUUGUGUCUUCCAUUCUGGGCCAUCAACAUAGGCAGUGGUUUUAAUUGGCAGUUUGGCUCGCUAAUGUGUCGUCUGGUCAAUUCCGGCAUUAGAAUGAACAUGUUUUGCAGUAUUUAUUUUCUUGUAUUGGUUAGCGCUGACCGCUACAUAGCCCUGGUCCAUGCCGUGUCGAGCAGUCGAAUGAGACGACCUCGGUACGCCAAGCUCGGUUGCAUCACGGUCUGGUGUUUCGGUUUAGUCCUCAAUAUCCCAACGCUUUAUUUCCGAGACAUCCAAUACAUCGAAGAACUCCAAGUUACGGCUUGCAUUUUAAACUACCCGAGUCCUGAGAUCGGACUUGGUUGUGACAUUCUACUUAUCCUGCUUGGCUUUAUCAUUCCACUAUUGGUCAUUUCCUAUUGCACGUAUCAGAUCAUUCGAGCGUUGCAUGAGCAGGUUAUGGAUCGAUUCAAUGCGGAGAACACUGAACGGAAGGCCACGGUUCUGGUGCUGGUUGUUCUAUCAGCGUUUCUACUAUGUUGGGUCCCGUUCCACCUGAUAACUCUACUGGAUAUUCUGAUGCGGUUUGGAGCCAUCAGUGGAUGUGAUGCACAAACAGGUCUUGAUGUUUCCAACCAGAUAUGCACCUACUUGGCUUUGAGCAACAGCGUGUUGAACCCGAUUCUCUAUGUGAUUGUUGGCAAGAACUUCAGGAAGAAAGUUAGUGAGCUAAUAAAACAACUUAAAAAAGGGAGAAAAGACGCAAGUGGUUCUACGAGGUCGCAACUGUCAACGUUAAAGACUCUCACAACAUAUUAAGACAUGACUAAACAAGACGGAUGGGUACAUGGCACAUAAAUGGCACAUACUGAAAUUAUAAUUGCGACAUAAGAAUGAUGUCUUUGCUAUAUGCUGGACAUGUUCAUGUGAUGCAUGUUUUGGUAUAAUUAUGUAACAUAUUUGUUCAUAUACAUUUUUGUAUUUGUAUUAUAUUUGUACUUUUCAUAAGUCAGGUGUCAUUGUAGCAACAUUUUACUUUGUAUAUUACUGUAUCUUUUUAACCCCAAUGUUUUAUCAUACUACAAUAUACAUUGGUUUAGUUACAAUAUACUAGCAUAUCAAUAUUUUAGAUACCCUUACUCAACCCCAUUCCUAAGCCUAACCACUUAUCAACAAUAUAAGGAUACGUCUACAUUAAUCCGGAUACAAUUGAAAAGGGCGUUUUCAUUUUUUUAAACGCUCUCCAUCCACUCUGCCAUUUUCAAGCAUUUUUUCAUAAGUUGCUCUUCAACACUACACAUAAGAAAACACUUAAAUCAGGGGAUUUAAUUUACUGUGCAUCCGAAAAAUCGUUGUUUCAUGAAAUGUCUGAAAUGCAACUGUUCUGUCGUCGGACAGCAAUUCUGAGUAAACUUCCUUUCACCUUUGAAGGAUUGCAAUGUGAUGGUUGUACAAAGUAACAUUUAUCUUUUUCAGCUGGCACAACAACAUCACUACAACACGGGCCGCCAUCUUGAUUAUUUGGGGGGUUGAAUGCAUCACUUGACUUUGUCACAUGGCAAAAAAUUCAUCAUAAUUUUCAGAUAUUUCCAUUUUCCUUGUCAACAGUACUACACAAAGACAGCAUUUUCAAACGUAUCCAUGGGCCGGCUGUAACUAUGAGGUGGUAGAGCGGGUCGGCCGCUAAUCGCAGGGUUGGUGGUUCGAUUCCCGGCCCACACGACUCCACAUGCCGAAGUGUCCUUGGGCAAGACACUGAACCCCAAGUUGCUCCCAAUGGCAGGCUAGCACCUUGCAUGGCAGCUCUGCUGCCAUUGGUGUUUGAGUGUGUAUGAAUGGGUGAACGAGUCACAGUGUAAAGCGCUUUGAAUACCGCUAAGGCGCUAUAUAAUGCAGACCAUUUACCAACCACUUGGGAAAGCAUUUACGAAAAGCUCAAUGUUUUUCUGUCAAAAACGUUUCCGAUGCAUUUCAAACAAAAACGUAUUAGUGUGGACAUGGCCUAAGACGUUAAACCGACAAUCACAAUCAUUUUAGUAACAUUAAACUACUGUAUGCCUAUAUUUGAGUGCCUAAUCCCCAACUUUAUUCCUGAACCUAAAAAAUUUUCAACAAUAUAGAAGACAUAACAAGCAGAUACAUUUCUAUCGGGAAGACAUGCAGGCUUGAGUGAGGUUUAAGAUGCCAUUUAUUUGAUGAAUGUAAAACAGAAAUGUAAUGUCUCUCUUUGGCGUAGGCCCUGUCUGGCGGUCCGAGUGAGUUGUACUCGGAACCAUCAUAUCCUGCCGGAGAUAGGAGGCAGGGGCGAGGAGCCUACCCCUGUGCAGGACGGGACUCAACAGGUGGUGGUGGGGUGGUGGAGGUUGCCGUGUUAGCACACUGAAACAGCAAUGUGAUAGAUUGUGAGCAGACUUAUAAAGCAAUGGCUUACAUGCGAUUGGCUAGGAGUUACCCAGCUAAUGGUGCGAUGAUGUACAGCUGCUAGUCUUCCCGCUUGAACUAUGCUGCGCUUCCAUGUACGGUCACAAUACCUUAUUCAAAAAAGCACUACAAAAGUAUUCCAAAUGCCUAAUUUAAAGUCGUCCGAAUCCAUUCGAUAGCUUUGUGUGAGGAAUUGUACACCGUGAUAAUUGAGCUUUUCGAAAGCACUCUCCCAAGUGGAUAAAUAUGAAUACGCCGUCUUCGCGUUGCAGUGUGGACAAGGAAGAUGGCGGCCCAUGUUUUAGCAGUGUUGUUGCUAUUCACUUUGAUAGUGUUGUUAAAGAUAAAUGUUACUUUGUACAACCACACCAUUGCGUUAUUUCAAAGGCGAAGGGAAGUUUACUCAGCAUUGUUGUCGGACGACGGAACGCGUAAACAAUUGCGUUUCAGACCGUACAUGGAAUGGCAAUUUGUCACAUGCACAGUAAUGGGAUUUAGGCACUCCCUGAAGACCGUCCCAUCUCAUUCAAGAAUGUACAUCCAAACAUUAGAAUGUUGCCAUUGGUCACAAGACACGCGCGAGCCAAAUGCAUUUGACAUCAUUGACGUCAAAGCUGUCGAGGCGGCAAUUUUUGAACGUUUCAUUUACGAAACGUAGGAUGGCACAGGAAGAGUCAUUUGCAUUCAUUAGAAAAGCACUUUAAGUGAUUGAAACUUAAGCUUUAAAGGAAUAGUUCACCCAAAAAGUUAAAUUUUCUCAUUUCAUUAUUGACUUCCCCUGAUGCCAUCCCAGAUGUGCAUGACUGUCUCUCUUCAGCAGAGCACAAAUAAAGAUUUUUAGAAGAAGAUAGAGCUCUGUCAGGUCCUUAUAAUAGAAGUAAAUGGGUCGCUUCCGUCCAGGGCUCUGAUGCCGUUUGAACUGGCCGAAGUCUCGCGUGACGUUCGUUCUUCUGUUGUAAAUAAGCGGCGCCUCCGAAUUCUCACGUGUACUCGCCGAUGUGUUUACGUCACGCUUCACUUAGGCUGCUGGCAGGAAGCGCUUUAUAAAAGUGAAUAUCGUUUUAAUAAUCGACUCGCUUCAGAAGACAUUCAUUGAUCAACUGGAGUCGUGUGGAUUACUUUUAUGCUGCCUAAAUGUGACUUUUGGACCGUCAAAGUGCCGGCACCCGUUUACUUCAACUGCCCAACCCUAACAAAUCAGGUAUUGCUUUACAAACAAAUAUGAAAUGACCCCCAUGCCAUUCUACAUCUCCACAUUUUUCUACAGAAGUCCACGUGCUAGUCGGGAUCAGACUGUAAUGGCUGAUUGAGACAUUGAUAAUUAAAUACAAUUAUCGCACAAAUAUAGGAUGACUUUUAUUAUGCUUUUCUCAUUUUUGGACAUGCUCCCAGCAACUUUUGACAGUGUUGACGGUUUACCAUGAGAAUAUCGAUUUUAACUCUUCAAUAAAAGUGUGAGUAUAACAGGCUAGGUCAGUCUGAUAGUGUUGCAAACGCAUGUCCAAUGUUUUGUUUACUUGAAAUGUUUCUAUAAUGAAUCUUUUAAUGUCAACAGACCAAGAAAACCUGCCACCAGACAGACCCUCAAGACAUGAGUCUGCUGACUGUUUCUUUUAGAGAUUUUCCAGUGCGAGAAAAUUACUAGUCGGUCAAAUGACAGAAUGUGUCACAGACUUUCCAGGAGUAACUCUGCUGCCCGUUCCCUUUGUGUGGUUAUGAAUAAAAACCUCCUAAAUUGUGUUUUCUCAGUGAUACCUCGACGGCGAGACGUGUUUUUCAUGAAGACUGUGGUCGGUAACACAGACAGACGGCCAAUAAGUGGCACUUUUAUGAUUGUGUGUGGGUGGCUAAAUGUAAUCUGUCACUAUUCCCUCAAAUAAAGCAUAUAUUUUCCCAAAUGAGGGGUAGCCUUUAAAUUCAUCAUAGUCUUUUAAACAAAAUCUCCUCAUGAAUAAUGUCUCUUGGCAGUAUUUUCAGUGCUUGUAAGCAUGUAUACACACACAGUAAUUCAGCUAAGGCUGGAAGUCUUAUUUGCCUUUUUGAUAGAGAAUAAGAGGCCACGUCCACACCAAUUCUUUUUCGGUUGAAAACGCACUGAUUCUGCUACAUUUACGGCUCUCAGCCACACUGGAGAUUUUCGAAAACACAUUUUCUAGUACUUUGGAAAACGCUAAUGUUUGUGAACAGAAAAUGUUUUCAAUCGAAAAUGCAUUAGCGUUGACGUAUCCAGAGGGAACAGGUACAUGUGAAAUAUUUGAGAUUUAUAUGUUGCUUGCAAAAUAAAUAAAUAAAUAAAUAAAUAUAAAUGUCAGAAUGCA